Mauremys mutica (yellowpond turtle) is the source of this 2632-nucleotide messenger RNA. It is a transcript of the gene CACNB1, whose product is annotated as calcium voltage-gated channel auxiliary subunit beta 1. Gene Ontology annotation, molecular function: protein binding; high voltage-gated calcium channel activity. The transcript is spliced from 13 exons. Gene Ontology annotation, cellular component: voltage-gated calcium channel complex. NCBI's taxonomy places the organism in Eukaryota, Metazoa, Chordata, Testudines, Geoemydidae. The record is from RefSeq and is a predicted model, not a curated record. Bases 634 to 2301 code for a protein of 555 amino acids. Gene Ontology annotation, biological process: chemical synaptic transmission; neuromuscular junction development; regulation of voltage-gated calcium channel activity.
GGGGGUGGCCCAAAAUGUGGGGGGUACAGACCCCAUUUAGCCUUAACCUGUCCCAGAAAUUGGGUCAGAAAGCAGCCCCAGAGCCCUGCUCAGUGCCUCGGCCUCAGAUGGGGGUCUGCAGGGAUCGGGAGGGGUCUUGACCCUUUGGCAGCUUCCCCCCCCCCCACAAGAGGUGUGCCCUGCGUGUGCUCCCGCACCUCCUGCAGUGAGCGCCUGCACCCACGGGACUAUGCAGCGUGCCCCGACCCUCCAGCAGGCUAGUUUUGGGGUAGCAGGGGGAGGGCUGUGGGUCAGGAUUGAGGGGCAUCGGCACAGCUCGGCGAGGCCUGGCAUAGCAGGGGGCUGAGGGGCACCAGCGGAUGGGGUGGGGGUGCUUGGCUGUUUUCAGUCCCCUUCUGAUCCCCUGAGAUCUCCCGUGAGCGGAGAACGUGUGCCCAGGGUGGCUAAACCCCACGCCGAGCCCAUCCCUGAGGCUGACCCUUGGCUCAGGCCAGCCCCCCUCGCUCGCCCGCCCCUUGCACUGGGCUAAAUAUACCCUGGCAGGUUGCGAAUGUUGCACUGUUGGUGAAACCUGAGCCCCGGCAGCCCAGCAGAGCCACCCCCGCUGCCCACUUGCGCCCAGGCGCAGCCAGCAUGGAGACGCCCAGCAAAGAGCACCGGCCCGUCUUGGGCUCUGCGGAUUCCUACACCAGCCGCCCCUCGGAUUCAGAUGUGUCCCUGGAGGAGGAUCGCGAGGCACUGCGCAAGGAGGCCGAGCGCCAGGCCCUGGCGCAGCUGGAGAAGGCCAAGACCAAGCCGGUGGCAUUUGCCGUGAGGACAAACGUGGGCUACAACCCGUCCCCCAAUGAUGACGUGCCGGUCCAGGGCAUGGCCAUCUCCUUCGAACCCAAGGACUUCCUGCAUAUCAAAGAGAAAUACAACAACGACUGGUGGAUCGGGCGCCUGGUGAAGGAGGGCUGCGAGGUGGGGUUCAUCCCCAGCCCCGUCAAGCUGGAGAACAUGAGGAUGCUGCAGGAGCAGAAGAUGAGGCAAAACCGCCUGAGCUCAAGCAAAUCCGGGGACAACUCCAGCUCCAGCCUGGGAGAUGUGGUGACGGGGACCCGCAGACCCACCCCACCUGCCAGUGCCAAGCAGAAGCAGAAAUCGGCGGAGCAUGUGCCGCCGUAUGACGUGGUGCCCUCCAUGCGGCCGAUCAUUCUUGUGGGGCCAUCCUUGAAGGGGUACGAGGUGACAGACAUGAUGCAGAAAGCCCUCUUCGAUUUCCUGAAGCAUCGCUUCGAUGGCAGAAUCUCCAUCACACGGGUGACGGCCGAUAUCUCCCUGGCCAAGCGCUCCGUGUUGAACAACCCCAGCAAACACACCAUCAUCGAGCGCUCCAGCACCCGCUCCAGCCUGGCUGAGGUGCAGAGCGAGAUCGAGCGGAUUUUCGAGCUGGCCCGGACACUUCAGCUUGUGGCCCUGGACGCCGACACCAUCAACCACCCGGCCCAGCUGGCCAAGACUUCGCUGGCCCCCAUCAUCGUCUACAUCAAGAUCACCUCCCCCAAGGUGCUCCAGAGGCUUGUCAAGUCCCGGGGGAAGUCCCAGGCCAAGCACCUGAACGUGCAGAUGGUGGCAUCGGACAAGCUGGCCCAGUGCCCUCCGGAAAUGUUUGACAUCAUCCUGGACGAGAACCAACUGGAAGACGCCUGCGAGCACCUGGCUGAGUACCUGGAAGCCUAUUGGAAGGCCACGCACCCGCCCAGCAGCAACCCGCCCAAUCCCCUCCUGAACCGCACCAUGGCGACCGCCGCCCUGGCCGCCAGCCCCGCCCCCGUCUCCAACCUCCAGGGACCCUACCUAGUGCAUGGGGAGCAGACGCGUGAGGGGGAGCGCGCCAGCCUGCACGACUACUCGGGGGAGCUGGUCAACCGCGGCCAGGGGCGGCCAGGCCAGCAGCACGCUCGCCUGGCCAACCGCGGCCUGUCCCGCCAGGACACCUUCGACUCGGAGACCCAGGGCAGCCGUGACUCUGCCUACACCGAGCCGGGCGACUCCUGCAUGGACAUGGAGACGGACCCCUACGAGGAGCCCGAGCCCCGCGGCGGCACCCCCGGCGCCUACCCCCGGGGCCUGGGCCGCCACCAUCUCCACCAGCGCCAGGGGUCGUGGGACGAGGCCGAGCCCGACCACCAGAACCACAACCGGCAGCUGCGGGGCCGGAGCAAAGGGCGCGACCGCUACUGCCCCAAUGAGGAGGAGGCCAUGAGCCGGAACAAGAACGACCUGGAGGGUUGGGGGCGGGACGUUUACAUCCGCUAGGGGAUGGGGUACCUGGCUGCCAGGGGCCCCAGGGGGUGGGGCUUCGGUCAGCUAGGGGCCCCUGGGAUGGGGCAUUAUCUACUGGGGGGGGGAAUCUCUCUCCUCAAGGAGCCUCUGAGCAUAGCACUCCCCUGUGAGGCUGGUUUGGUUCGUGCCCCCUAGCAGGGUUGGCCUGAGAUUGUAUGAUGCUCUCCCCCCUCCAUGGGGAUCCCUUGCCAGCAGUGCCAGGGGGGCCCCUCUGCCAGUGGUGCUCCCCACUCAUCUCCCAUAAGAUAGUGAAGAUUCACUCCCACCUUAAACCCCUCAGGGGACCCAGGGGGAGGGGGAUAGC